AUGAAGCUCUCUACCUUCCUGUCUUUCGGAGCUCUCCCACUCGGCGGUGCAUCUCCCGCCGAAGCUUUAUAUGAAAUUGUAAAGCUACCUCACCUCUGCCAAACAGACCCCAUAGGCAUAUGGAUCUUUCCAAAAGGCUUUCGGCCCCCCCAGAAGUGCAAGCAGUUCGACGUACCUGCUGGUGAAACAAUUAGUGGAUUCCCCCGUUUCCGCUUCGCCCAAAUCGAUGCAUUCACCUUCCCUAAUCGAAAUUACUUUGUCUACUUUCCCGUGGAUAACCAUGGUUGGACCAAGGAGGAAAUCAAGAAAGGACUGUGGACCCUGCUCCCACGAGCUAGGACUACUACAUGCUAUGCGGCGAACGAUGGUUCACCUCACUGCAUGGCCAAAUGA
Messenger RNA from Fusarium redolens, 393 nucleotides. RefSeq lists its product as uncharacterized. Bases 1 to 393 code for a protein of 130 amino acids. NCBI's taxonomy places the organism in Eukaryota, Fungi, Ascomycota, Sordariomycetes, Hypocreales, Nectriaceae. The transcript is spliced from 2 exons. The record is from RefSeq and is a predicted model, not a curated record.